Molecule: messenger RNA, 1887 nt
Organism: Xiphias gladius (swordfish)
Lineage: Eukaryota; Metazoa; Chordata; Actinopteri; Istiophoriformes; Xiphiidae
Product: potassium voltage-gated channel subfamily F member 1-like
Exons: 1
Coding region: 1-1509 (502 amino acids)
Biological process (GO): potassium ion transmembrane transport; protein homooligomerization
Cellular component (GO): voltage-gated potassium channel complex; membrane
Molecular function (GO): voltage-gated potassium channel activity
Source: RefSeq, a predicted model, not a curated record
AUGUGGGGGACCCAGAGGACGCGGUAUGCAGACUGCAACGGCUCCGAAGCCAGCGAAGAGGCAGAGAUUGUUGUUAACAUCGGCGGCGUGAAACAGGUGCUGUAUGGUGACGUGUUGAAUCGCUACCCGGACACCCGGCUGGCAGAACUGGUGGACUGCUCCACCAAGUCUUCGGAAGAUAUAUCUUCGCUGUGCGACGACUACGACCCCGACACUGGGGAAUUCUAUUUUGACAGAGACCCCGAAGCCUUUAAGUGCAUCAUUGAGCUGUAUUAUUAUGGAGAGAUACACAUGAGGAGAGGCAUCUGCCCGAUUUGUUUUAUGAAAGAGAUGGAGUUCUGGAAAAUCGGCUCGGAUUUUCUGGAUGAAUGCUGUCGAAGCCACCUGAGGGAGGUGGAGGAUGAACUUGCAGAGAUUGCAGAGAAAGUGAAAACUAUCCUGGUGGACCGAGAAGGAGAUCCGACCGCAGGGGGCUGGCAGCGCUUCCAGAUAUGCCUCUGGAGGCUGAUGGAGAAACCGGAAUCCUCGCUGCCUGCGCACAUAAUCGCCAUAGUUUCUUUCAUCUUCAUCCUCGUCUCCUCCGUGGUCAUGUGCGUCGGGACCAUCCCCGACCUGCAGGUGGAGGACUCCGAGGGUAAUCUGACGGAGCACCCGACUCUGGAGGUCAUCGAGACGGUGUGCAUCGGCUGGUUCACCAUGGAAUACCUCCUACGGCUGAUCUCCUCCCCUAACAAACUAAAAUUCGUCCUGUCCUUCAUGAACAUCAUCGACUUCAUGGCAAUCAUGCCCUUCUUCGUGGUGCUGAUUUUGACCUCCUUCGGCGCCGGAGUGAUGGAGCUGGCUAACGUGCAGCAGGCGGUGCAGGCGUUACGCAUAAUGCGCAUAGCGCGCAUUUUCAAGCUGGCACGCCAUUCCUCCGGGCUCCAGACCCUCACGUCCGCCCUGAAGAGCAGCUUCAAAGAGCUCGGCCUGCUUCUCAUGUAUAUGGGCGUGGGGGUCUUCCUUUUCUCCGCACUGGGCUACACCAUGGAGCAGAACCACCCGGACACCUUGUUCACCAGCAUCCCGCAGUCGUUCUGGUGGGCUGUGAUCACCAUGACCACAGUGGGGUACGGAGACGUCUACCCCAAGACCACUCUAGGUCGGUGCAACGCGGCCAUCAGCUUUCUGUGUGGGGUGAUCGCCAUAGCGCUGCCCAUACACCCCAUCAUCAACAAUUUUGUCAUGUUCUACAACAAGCAACAGGUGCUGGAGACUGCGGCCAAGCACGAGAUUGAACUGAUGGCGCUGCGCUCCAGCGCCGGAGGGGUGAAGGCUGCACUCGGCGCCCAUAAACACGUCUGCGGCGCGGGGGGCUGGGACAACGCCAUGCGCUCCUGUCACAGUGACACAUACAUCCCUUUACUGAAGGAUUCCAGGGGAGGGGCAGGCAUACCGACGCCCAGCAAGGACACGAGCUUUGAAAGCACACCCGAGACCACCGAUUAUAUUUUGUCCCAUGAACACUAAAGGCCCUGCGGAAUUUGAAAAGACUCUCCAAAAAAAGAUCAACAACAACAAAACAUCAAAAUGAUUAUUCAUUGUAGACUUAUUCAAACUUAAUCUCUAAUUCUGGGUUAUUGAUACCGCGAUGACUUCAGAUUGUAAAUAGCCUCGUAGAAACCGCAUUAGUGGCCUCAAAGGACCCGUACUAUAUUUUGAAAAAUUGCGCCUAUUGAAGGGACAUAUGUGUGAGAUAUUGACCUGAUGAGCUGUGCCUUUGCGCAGCGAGUCCCUGUAGGCUGAGGGGGUACUGUCUGUACAGCCAAUACACUGAUUCUCCCAUGUAGGCUCCUUAUAUAACACCCCCCCAUCCCCAAUCCUCACACUCACACUGUAGACUGCAUU